Closterium sp. NIES-65 is the source of this 1800-nucleotide messenger RNA. The record is from the annotation of a GenBank genome assembly. Lineage: Eukaryota; Viridiplantae; Streptophyta; Zygnematophyceae; Desmidiales; Closteriaceae.
AUGGCUUCCCCUAGCGUUCUCACCUUUGACGCUGAGGGUCGGGCAGUGGACUUUGAGGUCUGGGUAGAUGAUCUGCAGCUUUUCCUGCAGUGCGAUAGGGCAGACGGCCUCUCCCUGUUUGACCUCACUUCUGGUGCCUCCCCUACCCCUGCUGCUGAUGCUGACGCCACUGUUCGCUCACAGUGGGCCACACGUGACGCUGCUGCUCGCCUUGCUGUGCGCCGCCACUUACCGACCACUGAGCGUGCACACUUUAGCCAGUACAAGAGUGCUCAGACCUUGUACGACGCUGUAGUUGCACGCUACUCUUUCCCUGCCACUGCUGCACUGAGCCGCCUCAUGCUACCGUACCUCUUCCCUGACCUUGCUGCCUUUCCCACUGUCGCUGACCUCAUUACGCACCUCCGCACUAUCACCCGUCUCCCUGACUCUCUCCGUGUAGUGAGGGACCACUUCCUCUCAGUUUGCCCCACCACUCUCACCGUUGACCUCCUCGAGAAGGCCCUCCUAGCGAUAGAGAAGAGCAUAGUCGCUGUAGGAGCCUCUCGUGGUGACUCUCGCACCCCCGUCUUUGAGGGGUGUUCUCCCUCCCCCCUCUUGCCCUCUGUUGCCUCUGCUGCUGCGGCCGACCUCGUUGGUUUCGAGUCGGUCGGCGCUGCGUCUGCCCCGAGCGGGAGACGCCCCACCGGCAAGGGCAAGGGGGGCAAGGGCACUGGAGGGGGUGGAGGGGGCGGUGGAGGUGGUGGUGGAGGCGGUGGAGGGAGUGGGGGUGGUGGUGGGAGUGGUGCUGGGGGUGGCGGCGGCGGCGGCAGCAGUGGAGGCGGCGGAGGCGGUGGAGGUGGCGGAGGGAGCGGAGGCGGCGGAGAUAGUGGAGGAGGCAGAGGUGGAGGAGGCGGCGGAGGCGGCGGAGGCGGCGGCGGCGGCGGAGGCGGUGGUGGUGGAGCGAGUCGCGACUCUGCGCCGAGGAGUGGCGCCGGUGGUGGUCACCGCCAGCAGCAGCAGCGGAGUGGUGUGACCCUGUCCCCUCAGCAGCUUCGUGAGUGGUACACUGCACGCCAGCGCGGUACGCACUCCACCCAGCGCUGCUUUGGUCGCCUGACGGACGCGUGGCGUCGCCAGUUCCCUGAGGCGUCAGAGAUCCCUCGCUGGGGAGAUCUCGCUAAGGCCGGGGUUGCUAUCUUUGAUCUUGACUUUGAUGCUAUUCUUGCUGCCAUGUAUGCUGUUGCUGAUAGUGUUGAGGGUGCCUGUUACCUGUGUGUACCGCCUGACCCGGGCAUUGAGGCUGCUGCGGUAGGUGCUGGUGAGACUGCUGCUCUAGGUGCUAGUGCGUCUGCUGCCCCAGGUGCAAGUGCGUCUGCCGCCCCAGGUGUUGGUGAGUCUGCUCUCUCAGGUACUACGUCGGCUCAGGCCUUCCACACCUUCACCCUGGACUCGGGUGCGUCCCGCUCCUUCUUUCGAGACCGCACCACUCUUACGCCGCUUAGUCGGCCGGUUGCAGUCUCCCUGGCAGACCCCUCUGGGGGUCCUGUCCUUGCUAGCUUCUCCACUAUCCUUCCGUGCCCUGCAGCCCCCUCUGGCACCCUGUCAGGUCUCUACCUCCCCUCGUUCUCUACGAACUUGGUGAGUGGAGCGGACCUACAGGAUCGAGGGGUUGACCAGUUCACUCCUGCGAGUCAGCGAGUGACCCACUGCAGGUGCGCUCGGACAGGCCGACACUUGGCCACGUUCACCCGUCGGCCAGGGUCGAGCCUGUACACCCUUACUGCUGAGUCUCCUCCUACUGCUAAUCUGCCCAGGUAG